AUGACAUCCAAAGAGGUGGCCAAAUGUGAUGCAGUGGAAAACAGGAGGCGAAGUCCGCUGGACCACUUGCCGCCUCCUGCCAACUCCAACAAGCCGCUGACCCCCUUCAGCAUCGAGGACAUCCUCAACAAACCCUCUGUGAAACGAAGUUACACAAUUUGCGGCACGGCUCAUCUAAUUUCGUCCUCUGAGAAGCACCGUCCGUCCAGCAUCCCUCUGUCCAGCCGGGCUCUCCUCACCCAGACCUCCCCGCUCUGCGCGCUGGAGGAGCUGGCCAGCAAGACCUUCAAGGGGCUGGAAGUCAGCGUGUUACAGGCUGCGGAAGGCCGGGACGGGAUGACUCUGUUCGGCCAGAGAACCACCCCGAAGAAGCGUCGGAAGUCUCGGACGGCGUUCACCAAUCACCAAAUCUACGAGCUGGAGAAGCGCUUCCUGUACCAGAAGUACCUGUCCCCCGCAGACCGGGACCAGAUCGCGCAGCAGCUGGGACUGACGAACGCGCAGGUCAUCACGUGGUUUCAGAACCGGAGGGCCAAGCUAAAACGGGACCUGGAGGAGAUGAAGGCCGACGUAGAGUCGGCCAAGGCCAUAGGCCAGGUCCCCUUGGACAAGCUCGCCAAGCUGGCAGACCUGGAGAAAUGCGCCAACGGCACACUGGGCCACCCGCGAGCCGAAUCCCCCGCGCGGGGAGGCCAGCAGGAGCACGAGCUCGCUCAGAAACUGCGGACGUCGCCGCUGUCUCCGUUCUCAGACCACACAACUAGUAAAGAGUGCUCAGAGGACGAGGACGUGGAGAUUGAUGUGGAUGACUGA
This is a messenger RNA of Seriola dumerili (greater amberjack), 813 nucleotides long. RefSeq names its product transcription factor LBX1-like (gene lbx1b). Bases 1 to 813 code for a protein of 270 amino acids. Gene Ontology annotation, biological process: regulation of DNA-templated transcription. The transcript is spliced from 2 exons. Lineage: Eukaryota; Metazoa; Chordata; Actinopteri; Carangiformes; Carangidae. Gene Ontology annotation, molecular function: DNA-binding transcription factor activity, RNA polymerase II-specific; DNA binding. The record is from RefSeq and is a predicted model, not a curated record.